UCUUUGGGCUCAUAGGGUUUCUAGUUUUCGGGACAAAGUUCUUUCAUUUUUCAAGAAUGCCCAGAUGCUCGAUUGAGGUUGAGCAUCCAGACAACGAAGAAGAAAAUUAACAAAAUCUUUGAGCUUUUCUUUUUAUUUUUGGUUUUUCCCCCCUGAAAGUAUUAACAAAUAAUCUUCGAGUAGAGAAAAUGAGCGCUUCAAGAUUUGUAAAGUGUGUGACGGUUGGUGAUGGAGCUGUCGGAAAAACAUGUUUGUUGAUUUCUUACACUAGCAACACUUUCCCUACGGAUUAUGUGCCCACCGUUUUCGAUAAUUUCAGUGCAAAUGUGGUGGUUAAUGGAGCCACCGUCAAUCUUGGAUUGUGGGAUACUGCAGGGCAAGAGGAUUACAACAGAUUAAGACCACUAAGCUACCGUGGAGCAGAUGUUUUCAUAUUGGCCUUCUCUCUUAUCAGUAAAGCCAGUUACGAAAACGUCUCCAAAAAGUGGAUCCCGGAGUUGAAACAUUACGCACCUGGUGUCCCCAUUAUCCUUGUUGGAUCAAAGCUUGAUCUUCGAGAUGAUAAGCAGUUCUUCAUCGACCAUCCUGGUGCUGUCCCAAUCUCUACUGCUCAGGGAGAGGAGCUGAAGAAGCUAAUAGAAGCACCUUUUUACAUCGAAUGCAGUUCCAAAUCUCAAGAGAAUGUAAAGGCAGUGUUUGACGCUGCCAUACGAGUGGUGUUGCAACCUCCUAAGCAGAAGAAGAAAAAGAGCAAAGCGCAGAAGGCAUGCUCCAUCCUAUGAAGAUGAUUUGGAAAACUCUGCUUUUUAUUUGUGGUUUUGGUAUAUUAUAAUCUUCUAAGUUAACGCUCCAUCAAUGUGUUAAUGGACAAACACCCAAGUUUGUUUUGGUCUUUUUCAUAUGUUCUUAAUACUAAUGGAGUUUCGAACCUAA
This is a messenger RNA of Brassica oleracea var. oleracea, 933 nucleotides long. RefSeq names its product rac-like GTP-binding protein RHO1. The record is from RefSeq and is a predicted model, not a curated record. Gene Ontology annotation, cellular component: cytoskeleton; cell projection; cell cortex. Gene Ontology annotation, biological process: regulation of actin cytoskeleton organization; actin filament organization; small GTPase-mediated signal transduction. The coding region runs from base 189 to 782 and encodes 197 amino acids. Gene Ontology annotation, molecular function: GTP binding; protein kinase binding; GTPase activity. Lineage: Eukaryota; Viridiplantae; Streptophyta; Magnoliopsida; Brassicales; Brassicaceae. The transcript has 6 exons.